CGCCCACCGAUUCCCGACUCCUGAGUUGCAUUGCUAAGCAGCCCGAGUUAUACGAUGAGGAAUUCUGGCCUUCUAGCCGCACUCCAAGCUGUGUUGGUUACUAUUCUAUACCAUGAUAUCGGGGUUGAAGCCAAAACCCGCCCGAAACUUGCUAAUCUGCUCGCAGUGCCGCACGCUGGCCGCGAGGCUGGCGGACAAGGUUCUCUUUCCCAACGACACGGCGUACAACGAGCGACUUGACACGUACUGGUCAGUGAGCGCUGCUCUGAGUCCGUGGUGUAUGGUCCUGCCUUCCACGGCCGAAGAUGUUUCUACCAUCAUCAAGACCGUGGUUGCUGGGAAUUGCCCUUUUGGUAUCAAGGGAGGCGGCCAUGGUACUUUCGCAGGCUCGAACAGCAUUGAGCAUGGCGUGACCAUUGACUUUGGCAACAUGAACUCAACCACCUACCACCCAGAAACCGAGAUUGCCUCGAUCAAGCCAGGCGGUCGCUGGCAAGAAGUGUACGAGACCCUAGCACCAUACGGCGUGACAGUUACCGGCGGCCGCGCAGGCACGGUCGGGAUCGGUGGCUUCAUCACCGGCGGCGGCAACUCGUUCCACUCCUCUUCGCACGGCAUGGCCUGUGACACGGUUGUCAACUUCGAAGUUGUUCUCGCCGACGGGUCUAUCGUCAAUGCCAACGCCAACGAAAACCCUGACCUUUGGGUUGCGCUAAAGGGAGGAUCAGCUAACCUCGGUCUGGUCACCCGCUUCGACCUGCGCGUCAUCAAGUACCCUGAUCCGACGCGUCCUGAUCUCUGGGCCAGGUUCAUCUCGUUUGACCCCGCAGACGGCGAUGAUGUCAUUGAGGCUAUGGUUAACUUCACAGAGAAUGCCCACACUGACCAGAACACUACCUCGAUCAUGUACUUUGGGCACAUCCCUGCCGCUGGCGGGAGUGUUCUCCAUCUUGCCCUCGAAAACACGUUGGGCACUGUCAAUCCUCCCGCGGCUGACGUCUACCUCAGCGCUGGCCGGGUCUUGUAUGACAACGGGGGUCUCGUGUUGCCCAUGGCUGACAUCGUUCGGUCGGAGAAUCCUGCUCAGUUGGCAGGCUUCAGACAAAUUUGGUUUACACUCUCCUUCGCAAAUGACGCGCGAGUCAUAAAGUACGCUGCCGAACAACAUGCACUGGCUGUCAAGAGACUGUCCGAGACUUUGUCCCCCGACAGCAACUUCACCACCAUGUGCGCUUUUCAGCCGCUAAACAAAGUGAUCGCCAAACACGGCGUCCAAAACGGCGGCAAUGUUAUGGGACUGGAUUACUGGAUGCGGAACGGCAGCAACGGCAUAAUGUUCGUGGCUGAACUCGGCCUGCACGGCGCUGAAAACGAGGAAAAGGCAUACCCAAUCAUAAAGGACUGGACAGACGCGGUUGAUUCUUAUGCCAGGGAGUUGGGCGUCGGCUGGGCCUGGAAGUAUCUGAACUACGCUGGGCGGGAGCAGAAUCCCUUGUCGACCAUUGGACCUGAUGCCUUGAAGAAGUUACGGGUUGCGUCGAGGAAAUAUGAUCCCAAGGGCGUCUUUCAGACUUUGCGGGCGUCGGGGUUUAAAAUUCCGCGGGACCGUCAAUGAGUAGGUUUGGAUGCCUGACGACGGGCCAAUCUUCGAACUCGUCGUGAUUAUUAUCCACGUCUGAUCUGGCGGCUGCUUCGUCGUUCACGAGACUUUUUCCAACCCGAAUGACAUUCAAAGCGUCCCAUAAUCGCAUCCACAUACUGGCUAACCUAGAUCCCGUAGUGCAGCGUCUGGCUGUUAUGUAGGCUGAGUUGUGAGUGGACGGCACAGGUGCACAGGGAAUGCGCGCACUUCUGACGGGGUUUGG
Canariomyces notabilis is the source of this 1865-nucleotide messenger RNA. Its product is annotated as FAD binding domain-containing protein. The transcript is spliced from 4 exons. The record is from RefSeq and is a predicted model, not a curated record. Lineage: Eukaryota; Fungi; Ascomycota; Sordariomycetes; Sordariales; Chaetomiaceae. The coding region runs from base 113 to 1615 and encodes 500 amino acids. Gene Ontology annotation, molecular function: FAD binding.